Molecule: messenger RNA, 1369 nt
Organism: Staurois parvus
Lineage: Eukaryota; Metazoa; Chordata; Amphibia; Anura; Ranidae
Source: the annotation of a GenBank genome assembly
AUGGCCGCGGCAACCUGCGGCUCUCCCGGUGUGCCGGGCCCCGGGGAGCUGAGCCAGCGGAGGAAGAAAGGCAGCGACUCCCGGAGGAGGCAGGCGGCGCUCUUCUUCCUCAAUAACAUCUCCCUGGACGGGAGGCCGCUGUGUCCGCCUCAGUCAUGGGAGAACCCCGAGCCGUCCCCCCCCCCGGAUACCGCCCACCAACGGGCCCCGUAUCGUCCUGUCCCGGGACAACGGACUACCCGACACCCCCGCCCCCUCCACCGGGAGGAUAGUGCCGUCCCUCAGCCUACCGACCAGCGGGACCGCCGGGGAGAAGAGCAGGAUACGUCAUCUGUCUCAGCGCUGCUCCCUAGAGAUUCUAGAUGAUAUAACAGAAUUUACACCAGUGCCAAGGUCCAAACAUGUUCCAGAAUCUCCAAGAAACUUGAGGAAAACCCACUUCAUUAAAAGCAUGAGGCAGUAUGACACCCGGGGCAGCAGGAUAGUUUUGAUCUGUGCAAAGCGAUCGUUGUGUGCAGCCUUCUCUGUCCUUCCAUAUGGAGAGAGCCUGCGGAUUAGUGAGCUGCGAGUGGAGGGGACAAAGCAGCGGCACCCAUCCGGAGGAGCCUCGUCUUACACAGACCCCACAUUUGGGAUGGAAGGUGUGGAGCUCGGGGCUGAAGGAGAGGUUGUGUCAUAUGCAAAGUACUUGUACCCAACAAAUGCCCUUGUUAGUCAGAAAGAUGAGAGUCAGGGCAAGCCGGGAUUCCAUGACGCUUCCAAACGAAACUUCUCCAACACCCGAUUCACACCCGUAUCCUCAGGAACCGAAUUAGGUUCAGAAGCAGAAAGCUUUGAAUAUAACCCAGACCUUCUGGAUGACCCUCAGUGGCCCUGCGGAAAACACAAGCGGGUUCUCAUCUUUGCUUCCUAUAUGACAACAGUAAUAGAAUACGUGAAGCCUUCUGAUUUGAAGAAAGACAUGAAUGAGAUGUUCAAGGAGAAGUUCCCCAAUGUGAAGCUUACUCUGAGCAAGAUCAGGAGCUUAAAGCGUGAAAUGAGGUAUUUGGCAGUGGAGUGCAGUAUGGAGCCUGUGACGGUGGCCAUGGCUUAUGUCUACUUCGAGAAGCUGGUGCUACAGGGAAAGGUGAACAAGCAGAACCGCAAGUUGUGUGCUGGGGCCUGCGUCCUCCUGGCGGCCAAAAUCAGCAGUGACUCCAAGAAGCCAGAGCUGAAACAUCUGUUAGAUAAGCUUGAAGAGCGUUUCCGAACGAACAGACGGGACUUGGUGGUAUUUGAGCUGACGGUGCUGGUGGCCAUGGAGCUGGCGCUGUACCUUCCAGAGGCCCAGGUAUUGCCUCACUUUCGUCGUCUGACCAAGCAGCAGUAG